ACAGGAAGUAUUCUGAUUGAUAUUGACGAAUUCCCUCGCCUCACAGCACUGAUUGCAGUCGAAGGUUCCACAGCUGUUUUCUGUGGCCAGCUCAGAGUUUACAUUUUGCACUUAUUGUUAUUUAUAUGUUGAUUUACAAGUCUUCAUCCAGCUCUGCGGUGUAUUUUAUCUAUCGUAAAAUACGAGCCGUUCAACCAGGAAUGGCCGAACCCAGCGCCAGAUAUCAGCAGCUGCCUGAUGAAGCAGACUUGGAGGAGAGUCCCCAGGUAGCAGCUGACGCUCCGCCUCCGUACAGCAGCAUCACAGCUGACAAUGCAGCCUUCUUGGGCUACAAAGAAGACGGUGUUUUCCCCAAGCCUCCAUCCUACAACGUAGCAACGACACUUCCUUCCUACGACGAAGCCGAGAGAACUAAGUCUGAGACGACGGUUCCCUUAGUAACUGGAAGACAGCCCCAGCACAGGGAGCGCCUGGAGACUUUUGAUGGUGUAAUUCGCAGUUCUCUGGAGGAUGAAGACGUUGUGGCCAGAGAUGACUUUGAAGACACCGAUCAACUGAGGAUAGGAAAUGAUGGCAUCUUCAUGCUCACCUUUUUCAUGGCAUUCCUCUUCAACUGGAUCGGUUUCUUCCUGUCCUUCUGUCUGACCACCUCUGCUGCUGGACGAUACGGUGCCAUCUCAGGCUUCGGCCUGUCCCUCAUCAAGUGGAUCCUUAUAGUGCGGUUUUCCACAUACUUCCCCGGUUACUUUGAUGGACAGUACUGGCUGUGGUGGGUGUUCCUGGUGCUGGGCUUUUUGCUCUUUUUCCGGGGAUUCAUCAAUUACGCCAGAAUCCGGAAGAUGGCCGACACCUUUGCCACUCUUCCUCGUACCCGAGUUCUCUUUAUCUACUGAGCUCCUCGUCUUUCUGUCUUUAGUCUCUCUCUCUCUUUUCCUCUCCUUCGGUACGCUUACUCCCAGGCUUUAUUAAAUCAAAAACAGGACAAUAUGUCUUUUCUUUCUCUGCUUGACCAUGAAGUGGACAGUCGGGCUGUCUGUGCCGCUUCGGUGUACUUUAGUGAAAUGCUGAGAAUUCUGUAAAAACCUUCAGCUGUUAGUGGUGAAUUGUUCAAGUGAUUUCUUGCAAAUAUGAAGUUUGUGAUGUAUCCAUCAAUGUCUUAUUUACUAUUUGACCGUCUGUAGCAGCUGAAUUUGCUCUUUUCCUGUUUCGCCAUUAGGUGGCAGGCUUGUCUGUAGUCAUAUUUUCCAACGGUCUUAAACCGGGUGAACUCCAGAAAACAGUAGGUUUUCAGCCAGAGACAGUGGGGGGAAUCCGGGUUGUGGGUUUGUUUACACAACGUUAAAUAAUAAAAUGAUUACCAGUAUCAGGUUAACGAUGUUUUUAAAACUUAGUUUGCAACAGUCGUGCUCUGUUUGAAGUAGUAAAUCCAUGAUAUUAGGGAAAAAUCAUAGUUUGGUUUUUUUUCGACGGUCAGGGUCCAUUUUCUCAUGAAGCAUCUAUUUUUUUCCCCCCUUGCAUCUCAUAGUUUUCUAUGCACUUUCUCACUGUCAUGAGGAUUUUCUGUUAUGUAUUCAAGCACAGGCACAACAGCAGCAGUGUUGUUCCAGAUGAGCCACUAGCAGGGCUCCGAUGGGAUCACUGCCUUGCUCAAGGGCACAAGAAUAUGAAUGAGGUUGACUGUCACUGUAUUCUCACAUGCAAUCACAGAUCCCUGAUUGGUUUCCAUUAAGAGUUUAUUCUGAAGUGACGUGAAAGUCCUGGCUUGUGAAGAACAAAUUUGAUUAUAUAUAUAUAUAUAAAACAAAUUUAUCAAGAGUAAUUAUUUUGUAUGUUUACUGGCAUUCUAGAUUACGUUGAUUUACUUUUAUUGCAAAAGUUGUGUACGUAUCUGGCUUGAAAAAUAUUAGAAUAAAAGGUUAAAAAAA
Cynoglossus semilaevis (tongue sole) is the source of this 1925-nucleotide messenger RNA. It is a transcript of the gene ndfip1l, whose product is annotated as Nedd4 family interacting protein 1, like. The coding region runs from base 126 to 893 and encodes 255 amino acids. Gene Ontology annotation, cellular component: endoplasmic reticulum; Golgi apparatus; perinuclear region of cytoplasm. NCBI's taxonomy places the organism in Eukaryota, Metazoa, Chordata, Actinopteri, Pleuronectiformes, Cynoglossidae. The record is from RefSeq and is a predicted model, not a curated record. Gene Ontology annotation, molecular function: WW domain binding. The transcript is spliced from 8 exons. Gene Ontology annotation, biological process: positive regulation of protein ubiquitination; metal ion transport; vacuolar transport.